UAUCAAGAUGCUGAUUAAACAAUACGGGUGUGCUCCCGACUGGCCACAAUUAAAAGCUACUCUGAAAUGUGCAGUUUUGUCUUGACAAAAGACAUUUAUUUGGCUCCCUGUCAUCUGUCAAUUCCUGAUACGGUAUUUUCCCUUACUUCUUCUACAGAUAAGAUGAAGAUAGCAAGGCUUUCAGUUGUAACAGAGACAGCUCAGGUAGAGUCGUUACCUGUAACUGUGUCACCUGUGUCUCUUCACUGCCCUGCCCCCUUCAGCAGAGCUGCCCUCCUCUCAUCAUCAUCAUCACUCUGCCACUCCUGCGGCGUUGCUCUCUGCUUGAAGGGGACACUGGCCUGCUCCUCACCCACUGAUUCUGCAUGACUGUCACAAAGAUGUCAUGGCGUCCGACCUACCGAGGCUCCAAGUUUCGAAAUGUGUACGGAAAAGUGGCGAACCGGGAGCACUGCUUCGAGGGGAUCUCCAUCACCAAGAACGUCCACGACAACCACUUCUGUGCCGUCAACUCCAAGUUUGUGGCAGUCGUCACGGAGAGCUCCGGCGGAGGCUCUUUCAUUGUUAUCCCCGUAUCCCAGUCUGGCCGCUUGGACUCUCACUACCCAAAAGUGUGUGGGCAUCAAGGCAAUGUACUGGAUAUCAAGUGGAAUCCCUUCUUUGAAAACAUCAUAGCAUCGUGCUCUGAGGACACCUCGGUGCGAGUAUGGGAGAUCCCAGAGAGCGGUCUGAGGCGGAACAUGACGGAGGCGGUGCUGGAGCUGUACGGCCACAGCAGACGGGUGGGUCUGAUCGAGUGGCACCCCACCAGCAGCGGCAUCCUCUUCAGUGCUGGCUACGACUACAAGAUCCUCAUCUGGAACCUGGAGAUCGGAGAGCCGGUGAAAAUGAUCGACUGCCACACUGACGUCAUCCUCAGCAUGUCCUUCAACACAGACGGCAGCCUGCUGGCCACCAGCUGCAAAGACAAGAAGAUGCGUGUCAUUGAACCACGCUCCGGGGCAGUCCUUCAGCAAGCCAGUUGUAAGAACCACCGUGUAAACCGAGUGGUGUUCCUGGGCAACAUGAAGCGACUGCUCACCACAGGGGUUUCUCGCUGGAACACCCGGCAGAUCGCUCUCUGGGAUCAGGAGGAUUUGUCCAUGCCAAUUGUGGAGGAGGACAUAGACGGCCUCUCAGGACUGUUGUUUCCCUUCUAUGAUGCCGACACACACAUGUUGUACCUGGCAGGAAAGGGGGACGGCAACAUCCGUUACUUUGAGAUUACCACAGAGAAGCCGUACUUACAAUACCUAAUGGAGUUCCGGUCCCCGGCCCCACAGAAAGGACUGGGUGUGAUGCCAAAGCAUGGACUGGAUGUGGGAGCUUGCGAGGUGUUCCGCUUCUACAAGUUGGUCACCCUGAAGGGUUUGAUUGAGCCCAUUUCAAUGAUUGUGCCAAGAAGGUCAGACACGUACCAGGAGGACAUCUACCCCAUGACAGCAGGAACAGAACCUGCGCUGUCUGCCAGUGAAUGGCUGAGUGGCAUUAAUAGAGACCCAGUGUUGAUGUCCCUAAAGGACGGUUACCACCGGCCAAACCAGUUAGUGUUCAAAGCCCCAGUGAAGGAAAAGAAGAGCGUCGUAGUGAAUGGGAUCGACCUGCUGGAGAAUGUACCACCCAGGACAGAGAACGAGCUCCUGCGGAUGUUCUUCCGGCAGCAGGAUGAGUUGCGGCGGCUGAAGGAGGAGCUCACCACCAAGGACGUGCGAAUACGCCAGCUGGAGCUCGAGCUCAACAACCUGAAGAACGUUAGCCCGAACAACGUCUGACCUCUCAGCCUUCUGGACUGGCAAAGCUGCUUCUUUUGCCCCCCAAUUCUGACCUCUGAUCAGCUUCUGAGCCCUCCCGUCCCUCUUUUUUUUUUGAUAUGUCACACUAUAUCACAACUUCAUUCCUGCAGCCCUGCAUAGUACACACAAUAUUAUGAUAACUGUUGGAUAAGGUCUUAACUGGUGCAACUACUACAAAACUGUAAUAAUGACAAAUGUGAUACGUAAUAGAGGCCAAGCAGCGUCCACUGAUUGCCACCUUAACAGAAAUCCAUGAUUGGGAGGAUCUGAGAUCCAAUCAAAUGAGGUAUUAUCUAUGUAUUUUAUUCUUGAUUGAGCACAAUCUCAAGUGCUGUGAUCAGUUAUUGCAUAUUUUCUGCCAGAUUUCCUGUGUGCUUGUCUCAUCAUUCAUGCGACAAUAUGUUGAUCACCAAAUCAUCUUCAAGUUCUCAUUUUUUGCUGAGGCAAAACCGGAGGAUAAAAAGACUGUCACUGGCUCCUAUUUUUCGUCCCCAAGGCCUUAGACCCUGCUGCAGACACAGAUUGCAGCGAGCUGCAGCAUCCUCUCAAAAUGGCUGACGUGAAGUGGUUUCGUAACCGACAGGCGAGACAAGCUUUUGCAGACAUGGAUCACAUUUUUCCACAGAGCUGCUUUCCCAUAACUUGUUUUCUCACCUGCAAAUGUUGCUGGCUGUAAAUUUAGUUCACAAUACUGACCUAUAGCAACACAAAUCCAGCCUAUCUUUCCCAGGAAAGUGGUUAGUUCACUUUCAGUAUUCUCAGUCUUUAUUUAAAUAGUGGGAAAGCAGCUGAGGAGACAUGGGUCCAAAUGUGGUGGACUUUCGAACACGGUCGGAAGGGAAGCUUUGCUGGAUGUAAUUGGUUUUCAGGGCUAAUUUGGAGUAUGGGGGUGUAAUGUACAGUGUAUUUGCUUCUAUUUAUUGGUCACACUUUACCUUUCUAGCUAAUAACGUGUUUGUUAAUCCCAUUGUUUUUGUAUGAUGUGGCCACGCAAGUAAUGAUUGUGACGCUUGAUAGACUUUGCUGAAUGUUUCUGGUUGAAAUGGUGCGAAAUGGUGAACUUGUGAAACUGUACCUUAAAUGGUAUUAGUUCUUGGACUCCAACAACAUAGCUUCAGAUAAGUUAUAAAAAUGUACUCUUGCCUAUUCCUAACAGUGCAGAAAACUGCAAUUAUAACCAUCCUUUUUACAUUUAAACUAAGUAUAUCACUGUUACUGAAAUGUGUUUACCUGUAGAUGUGUCAUUCUGCCUCCCCUUCUGCACUUGUAUCAUCAACAGACUUUGGCUGAAUUGUGGUUUAACUGCCUAUUUUCUACCGCUGAGCUGUUAAAAGAAGUGAGCAAAGGAUUAAUAUUUGACAGGCUCGACUAUGCUAGUCAGGUUCAACCAGUUACCAAAACGAUUCUGCAAAACAUGCCUUGCAUGUUUUAAUCCAGGCCCAGUCAUAUUUAGCCUUGUUUAUAAUUUGGCUGCAGGGAGAGCAAGAAUCAAACUUGUACCUCAAGAAAGUACAAAGUAAGUUAAGGACUGAAGGUCACAAGUCAGGUCUUCCCUAAUCACAUCGUAGUGGUGACAUAGAAAGGUCCCAAGCUUUUAUUAUUUUAAUAUUUAAAUAAAGUUUAAAGAAUCGGAGAGAAAAAAAAACACACAAAGUCUUUAAAUGGAGAUGUGACCCACUGACACAUUUAUAGUAAAUGUGAAUGUUUCUUGAAGGAAAAAUAAAAGUCUACAGUGAGAGUAGACAGGGAGGACCUAAGAGAGAUGGAUCAUCUACAGCGGUGAGACAGGUGAAGUCGCAGGAGGACUAAUAUCAACCACUAACCGUUCAUUUCUGGAGAGGAAGUUUUAACAGGACCGAAAAGCUUUCAUGCUUUUAAAAAGACAGAAACUUUCUUUGUACUUUGACCUUGAUUAACUUUAUUGUGAAACAAGUACACAUCAGCCUAAAUUAGCUUAGUUUGGUCUGUCAGUCUUGUUCAGUGUAGUUAACAGUAUCACAUCUCAUUCCUCUGAAAUACGCAUCCUGAAUCAAGUUCCCGUAUGGAGGGAAAGCAAAUACUAUAACCAUGUGACCUUUGACUGGAAUUCUGCAUACACUUUAUCAUUUGGCUUAGGUGUGUUGUACAAGGACCACAACAAUUCAAAACAUAUAUAAAAGGGAUUUAUUGAAGUGAAUGGGAGGGAAAAAAAGCAACAAUUUGGCUGAUGACAGUGGCUUUAACGUGGAGUGAAAAAUCACUGAGGUAGGCCAAUUUGACCAUGACGUAGAAUAGUGAAAACAAACUGACCUUUUUCCAGAGUUUACACUUUGAAACAAUAAAAUUUCAAUGCACAUAA
Molecule: messenger RNA, 4170 nt
Organism: Scatophagus argus
Lineage: Eukaryota; Metazoa; Chordata; Actinopteri; Scatophagidae
Gene: coro2ba
Product: coronin, actin binding protein, 2Ba
Exons: 14
Coding region: 366-1811 (481 amino acids)
Biological process (GO): actin filament organization
Molecular function (GO): actin filament binding
Source: RefSeq, a predicted model, not a curated record